UGCCAAUGUUUUCAAAAGCCCUUUUUCGUGAUGGUCAGUUACACUACCUGUAAGUCAUACUCACGGCAUCGGAGGUUUUACAUACUGAUUGCCUUGGGAAAGCGUUAUGAAUACGACGAACAUAGCCAUUCUCAUCGGCAUAUCCAUGAAAUCGAUACCUGUGAUUUAUCGUUUCGGCCUGGUGUUUCCGCUGAUCGUGGUCAACAACAGUUUGGUGUGUUAUGUCUUUCGGAGCGUCGGAACAGCGGCCGCGGCGGCAAGGUAUCAAGAAGGGAGGAAGGAAUCGUUGCCUGUGUUUCGCCACCCAUUCAGUCAGGAAGAUGAAAGAUCAGGAGGACCUUUAACUCGACCUGUGCUGAUGGAUGGAUCUGAUACACUUUGCUUGGAUCGAGUAUCAGAGGAAAACACCAGGAUUGGCAUGGCGUUGUGAUAUCAUGUGCGUUAACUGAUAGUGUACUACCGGCCCGAUUUACGACCACUAUACCCAUUGAACUGCGCGAAACAUUCCCAGUGUAAACCUCCUCCC
Messenger RNA from Marasmius oreades (fairy-ring Marasmius), 526 nucleotides. RefSeq lists its product as uncharacterized. Lineage: Eukaryota; Fungi; Basidiomycota; Agaricomycetes; Agaricales; Marasmiaceae. The coding region runs from base 107 to 430 and encodes 107 amino acids. The transcript has a single exon. The record is from RefSeq and is a predicted model, not a curated record.